This is a messenger RNA of Caenorhabditis remanei, 1671 nucleotides long. RefSeq lists its product as uncharacterized. The record is from RefSeq and is a predicted model, not a curated record. Bases 1 to 1671 code for a protein of 556 amino acids. NCBI's taxonomy places the organism in Eukaryota, Metazoa, Nematoda, Chromadorea, Rhabditida, Rhabditidae. The transcript has 9 exons. Gene Ontology annotation, molecular function: GTP binding; GTPase activity. Gene Ontology annotation, biological process: translation.
AUGUCUCGCCACCGUAAUAUCCGAAGAAUGAUCAUUGAGCACGAGCGCGAAGACUACUAUGACGAUUACGAGGAUUAUGAAGACGAGGAGGAAACUGAGAAUCAAUAUACCUAUCAUAACCGCAAGCCUACGGCUGUACCACUCGGUCGUAAAGCUCCGUUCGUUCAACAGAACCAGAAACAUGCCAAGAAGCACAAUAAUGGACAGUGUGCUCCUUUAAAUGAGCCGAAAAAAACGGAGCAGGUGAAAGAUGUACUAAGAGAGUCUGCAACUCCAGCUAUGAGCAAAAAGUCGUCUGAAAUGGAUCUCACCGAGUAUCGACGCAACCAGCUCUUGAAUAUCGCUAGAGCUCCAUUCGUUCCUCGGAGAACGGCGAAGCCAAGACUGGUCAGAAAAGAUUUAAUAAAUCUUAUCGUUGUAGGGCACGUUGAUGCAGGAAAAAGCACUUUGAUGGGGCAUUUGUUGCAUGAUCUGGACGUGGUAGACACUAGAACCAUCGACAAGUACAAGCGUGACGCAGCAAGAAGUGGGAAGGCGUCGUUCGCCUACGCAUGGGUUCUCGAUGAAACUGAAGAAGAACGUGAACGCGGAGUAACGAUGGAUAUCGGAAGAACAAGUUUCGAGACAGAAAAUCGUCGAAUCGUGCUUCUCGACGCUCCAGGACACAAGGACUUCAUUUCAAACAUGAUCACUGGAACGUCACAAGCGGACGCUGCGAUUUUAGUAGUGAAUGCAACAACUGGAGAGUUCGAAACAGGAUUUGAGAAUGGAGGACAGACGAAAGAGCACGCGUUGUUGCUCAGAAGCUUAGGUGUCACUCAACUGGUAGUGGCUAUCAGCAAACUGGACACCGUGGAGUGGUCGUACGACAGAUAUGAGGAAAUCCGGAACAGUCUGUCAGUUUUCCUGACUCGUCAUGCUGGAUUCUCCAAGCCAAUCUUCGUGCCGGUAUCUGGAUUUACCGGGGAGAACUUAGUGAAAAGGAUAGACUUGAGUUGGUACGACGGACCAUGUCUACUGGAGUUGAUGAAUAGUUUUGUGGCUCCAAAACUUUCGUUCGGUGGUCCGUUGAGAAUUGGUAUCAGUGAUGUCCAUAAGGUGUCUGAAAAUCAGGUUGUCGUCUCUGGAAAAGUCGAGUCGGGAGAAGUUGAAAAAGACGACAAGGUAUAUAUUAUGCCAAGUGUAACACCUGCCACUAUCAAGGAAUGUGCUGGUAACAUUGGUGCUGCUCAAUACGUCACAGGAGAUUUUAUCAUGUUCACUCUACAAGGAACAUUCGAGCCAGAGUCCGUCCAAGUUGGCUCAGUUGUCGUCAAAUCAGGACCGGAUACUCUGAUCCCGGGUAGAAAGUUUCAAGUUCGGCUAGUGGUGUUUGAAAUCGCGACCCCUAUCAUCAAGGGAGCAAAAUCCGAAUUGUAUGCGCAUUCUCUAUGCAUUCCAUGUACAUUCACCAAGCUUAUCCAUACAAUUGAUAAGUCGAAUGGAGAAGUUUUGAAGGAGAAGCCACGUUUCAUUUCGAGAGGAAUGUCUGCUGUGGUUGAAAUUGAAACUGAUCAUGAUGUUGCAAUCGAAGCAUUCACUAGUUGUCGGGCACUCGGAAGGGUCACUUUCAGAUCUGGUGGAAACACAAUUGCCGCAGGAAUCGUUGAGAAAACUAUCACUCCACAAUGA